GCUUGGAACGUUAUAAAUUUGAUUUGUACCAAAAUAUCAUAAAGCUCUUUCGCCCAUACGUAAAGAGCCAUAGCCAAGCACAGAGCCGAUUCCAUUUCUGAUAGCGGGAGUGAAAAAUGCAGAUUUCGAAGUUCAAAACAAAUGACAGAAGCAAAAGAGGUUGACGUGUGCUGAGGUGCUUACAAGUUAUACGCCACUCCUCACUGCAGUAGAAAAGAUCCGGAGCUGAAUAGCAGAGUGCAUAAAUCGAGAACUAUGGGCGGGUGCAGCAUCCGAGCUAUCUGGAUUCUCAACAAUCUCGAUGCCGUAGCUUUUUCCAGACGCUUUCCCGUUGUGGAGAAUCAAUGGCGCAGUGCCUGUAAAAAGCAAGAGCACGAAGACAAAGUGAUAUCUUGUCCUCUCCCGAACGAUGGGGAGGUAGCCAAGGCUUUUGUUGAUCGGAAGCAGAGAGAUGGUUCUGUAUGUGGAUAUGGCAUACGCAUUGCUUCAUCAAGUAAAGGUUCAGAUUCAUGGGUAGAUGAUCCUAUCACUCGCCACAUUAUUAGCCUUCAAAUUGACAGAAAUGCAGAAGAUGCUCAUGAAUUUCUGUUGUGGCCUCUAGUUUUGCACAUCAAGGGGCAAUAUCGUAUUCUGGUUCUUCCAUUAGUAGAACCUGUUCACUUGAUGGCAUAUGUGAGAAUAUGUCAAAGGACUGACUGUGGAAAUCCCAAUGAAGUGAAGGAAAAUUGUUUACCAAGUGAAAGUCUAUCAUCUCUUCUGCUCAAUCUUCCAUGCAUCACAGGGGCAUUUAUGGUGGCACAAGCCCUGGGAGAUGUGGUUACUGGGGAGGUUCUUGAACCAGAGAUGAUUGUAAAUCCACCACCUUCUGUCGGAGGCCUCUUAGACUCUUUAACAGGAAGCAUGGGAAUAACAGGCAUUGCAGCUAGGGCCAAGCCUGUAGCAGCCCCUCUUCCAGUGACUGCAACUGUUAGUUCGGCUGCCACAGGCACCAUAGCAUCAGACCUUUCUGGUAGCAAAGGUAGCUCAAGAUCUGUUGAUAAAGAUGGAUUGAGGAACUUCAUCAGUAGUUCAAUACCCUUUGGCACUCCUUUGGAUCUUGGUGUCACUAAUCUUUCUACUAUGAGAGCAAAUGGAUUUUCAUCAUUGGAUUUACCUCCUACAGAUCUGAAACAGCCGGCAUGGAAGCCAUACCUCUUUAGAGGAAAGCAAAGAAUACUGUUUAUGAUUCAUGAAUUAGUAUCUGCAGCAAUGUAUGAUAGGGAUGAUGUUCCAGAUGUUAUAUCCAUUUCUGGUCAAAUAAACUGUCGUGCAGAUUUAGAAGGCCUGCCAGACGUUUCUCUCCCCUUAACAGGCAUGAAUGCUGCUCAUGUUGAGGCAGUGUCUUUUCAUCCAUGUGCCCAAGUUUCUGAGCAGGGUGUAGACAAACAAGCUCUAAUAUUUUCACCACCACUUGGAAACUUUGUUUUAGUGCGUUACCAGGCCUCUCUUUCAAAUUUAAGUCCUCCCAUCAAAGGAUUUUAUCAGCUUUCAAUGGUUUCAGAAGAUGAAGGUGCAUUUUUAUUCAAGUUGAAGUUAAUGGAAGGCUACAAGGCACCUAUCGUCAUGGAGUAUUGUUCGGUAACUAUGCCUUUCCCAAGGCGGAAAAUUGUUUUAAUUGAUGGAAAUCCAUCAGUAGGAACAGUGUCAACAACAGAACAUUCAGUUGAAUGGAAGAUCAUUGUCAGUGGACGAAGUGGGACUGCAAAAAGCAUAGAAGCAACUUUUCCAGGGACAAUUAAGUUUGCACCAAAGACUACUAAUCGAUAUUCAUACAGAUCAAAAUUAACAGAAGAAUCUGUGUUCGAAGAGGAGAGUGAUUCUGAGGGUGAUGGUUCAAAUGGAUUGAACAAUAUAGAAGAGUUCUUGGAAGAAAAAAUGAAUAAGGACCUCAAUGCAGUUGAAUUAGAGGAGCCUUUUACUUGGGAAGCUUACAACUUUGCAAAAGUGUCGUUUAAGCUUCUUGGGGGUACCAUGUCAGGAAUGUCUGUUGAUCCAAAAGCAGUUACAAUAUAUCCUGUUGCAAAAGUACCGUGUGAGUUUUCAGCACAGGUUUUGGCAGGAGAAUAUAUUCUAUGGAAUUCGUUAGGAAGGUAUCCACAUGCAGCAUCUCCUAAGGACAGAAGCAAUAUUUUUCUCGGGAAUACCUUGGAAGCAUAUUUUAAAUUUCUUGAGAUGUUAUCAGUGGCCCAAAAAAUGCAGAAAAAUUCAAAAUUCAAAAAAAGAGAGUAAUAGCUGAUGUUUUUUUACAUUUGAAGUCAUCCUAAUUGCCUAGAGAAUGAGAGUGAAAGUAAACAACAAUGUACACCAUGAAUACUGUAAUAUGGAUUUUCCUCAUUAAUUUUGAAAUCACUGAUUACACAGUA
Molecule: messenger RNA, 2402 nt
Organism: Cryptomeria japonica (Japanese cedar)
Lineage: Eukaryota; Viridiplantae; Streptophyta; Pinopsida; Cupressales; Cupressaceae
Product: AP-5 complex subunit mu
Exons: 9
Coding region: 256-2268 (670 amino acids)
Biological process (GO): endosomal transport
Cellular component (GO): late endosome; cytosol; AP-type membrane coat adaptor complex
Source: RefSeq, a predicted model, not a curated record